Molecule: messenger RNA, 792 nt
Organism: Ectocarpus sp. CCAP 1310/34
Lineage: Eukaryota; Phaeophyceae; Ectocarpales; Ectocarpaceae
Source: the annotation of a GenBank genome assembly
CGGAGCUCAGGCACGAGAUGAUAUGGCUCACGGCGGAGCAGUCUCGUUUGCCUCGAUUGCGAUGAUCGCAGCUUGGGGCCGCCGGCGCACCCGGGUGCAAGGGCUGCGGCAUUGCAUCCACUAUCCGGGGAGCAUGUCCCUCACGGCGACUGCGCAAGACGGCAGUUGAAAGGGGAAGGAGACAUUCGCUUGCUUCCUUGCACCCGACGCUGAUCGGUCACGAGGCCCGCUACUACGUGUGCUCGACCAGAAGGGUGGAGGCAAGCCCUGGACAGAAAGCCCAGUGUCGUCUACCUCCACGGUAAUGGCAGCAGGUGGGUCGGCAAAGAGCAGCCGGAGGGCAAUGGCGCAACAGCUGAGCCGUACAUCCGUGACUUGAACGGAGACGGGACGGGUUAACACGUGUCAUGAAGUAUAGGUACUACAAGAGAGCGGGAUCGCUCGUGCACGUGCAGGUCUUCCACGAGGUGGACCGGAUCGCGCGGGAGACGAACACUGCCUAGCACUUGAACAACAUCCCGGGGAGCCCGUUGUAGAAGCGUAGCCUAUGACCAAGCCAAGCAUGGACUACAUCAUCAUGUCGACGCCGCCUCCCGAUUGUUUCGAAUGAGGGUAUGCACCCUCCGUCUUUAUGCGUGUACUUUUGAAGUCUUCAUACGCUGGUAGGAUGAGUAAAAGCCAUGUUGCUUACGUACGAACCAAGGUGAUUGCUUGUUGCAAGGUGUGUUUGCGCGAGCGAGCGAUUUUUCCUUGGAAUCGAUCUGGAUGGGUGUGAUGCGGGGCAAGGCGACU